Molecule: messenger RNA, 3013 nt
Organism: Magnolia sinica
Lineage: Eukaryota; Viridiplantae; Streptophyta; Magnoliopsida; Magnoliales; Magnoliaceae
Product: synaptotagmin-5
Exons: 14
Coding region: 267-2723 (818 amino acids)
Molecular function (GO): lipid binding
Source: RefSeq, a predicted model, not a curated record
UCUCUCACCUGCCGUCUUCUUUGGCCCGUCUCCAAUAACAGAAUCUAUUCUUCUUCGUUCCAGAAACAGGAUUCUUCUCUCUUUUCAUCUUCUUUGAAUUCAAUCUCCAAAACCCAUAUUAGAAACUCGAUUUCUUCACCAUUUCAGCAACUGGGUCUCUUUCAAUUCCUGCAUUUGAGCUCCAAAACAGCCUUCUUGGAGUGCUUUUAGCUGAAAUGGAGUCGGUUUCUGUGAGAGAUUGAAAGAUUUCAUAAGAUUGGUCGGGAAUGGCUAGAAAGAGAUUGAGAGAUUUGUAUUCUAAUGAGGCUGUUAAAUUCUUCAAGAAUGUGGUGGAAGAUAAACCUCUUUUGCCUUUCUUGGUUCCUUUGGUUUUAGGCGCUUGGGCCGUUGAACGAUGGCUCGUGCCGUUCUCGAACUGGGUCCCGCUUGCUGUUGUUUUGUGGGCGAUGAUUCAGCAUGGGAGGUUUCAACGUCAGCAACUUGUAGAAGACUUGAACAAGAAAUGGACACGACUCAUAUUGAACACAUUGCCCAUAACGCCAUUAGAGCCUUGUCAGUGGCUGAACAAGCUUUUGAUGGAAUUUUGGCCCAAUUUCCUUGACCCCAAACUCUCAAAAAGGUUUCAGACGAUUGUGGAGAAACGAUUAAAGCACCGGAAACCAAUGCUUAUUGAAAGAAUACAAUUGCUGGAUUUCUCACUUGGUUCGUGCCCACCCAGCCUGGGAAUGAAUGGUGCCCGCUGGUUGACUUCAGGUGACCAGCGAGUCUUGCGUAUGGGAUUUGAGUGGGACACGGACGACAUGAGUAUCAUGCUGCAUGCGAAGUUGGCAAAGCCUCUACUCGGGACUGCCCGGAUUGUCAUCAACAGCAUCCACAUCAAGGGAGAUCUUCUUUUCAUGCCGAUUAUUGAUGGACAAGCGAUUCUAUAUUCAUUUGUAUCAACUCCCGAAGUUAGAAUAGGUGUGGUCUUUGGAAGUGGUGGGAGCCAAACGCUUCCUGCAACAGAAUUGCCUGGUGUUUCAUCUUGGCUGGACAAGCUUUUCACCGAUACCUUAGUUAAGACAAUGGUUGAGCCCCGCCGCAGAUGUUAUCCAUUGCCACCAGUCGAUCUAAGGAAAAAAGCUGUUGGAGGUGUACUAUCCGUCACAGUUGUUUCAGCGAGUAAAGUGGUUAGGAAUUCCAAAGGGAGCAGUUCGGAAAGAAGACAGAAUUCUACAGGAAGCAGCCCAGAAGGAAGUUCUGGCGGUAGAGUUUUGCAAACAUUAGUUGAAGUAGAACUUGGAGAACUGACAAGGAGAACGGAUGUGCGUCAGGGUUCGAGCCCCAGAUGGGAUGCUACAUUUAAUAUGGUUUUGCAUGAAAAUAUGGGAACUCUCAAGUUCUAUCUUUAUGAGUGGGCCGCGAGCAAUGUGAAGUACGAUCUCCUAACCAGCUGCGAAGUAAAGAUGACAUACGUAGCAGACGAUUCUACAAUAUUCUGGGCAAUUGGACCUGGGUCUAGUGCAUUGGCCAAACAAGUCGAGCAUUGUGGGAAGGAAGUCGAACUGGUUCUUCCAUUUGAGGGAAUUAAUUCAGGAGAGUUAACUGUCAGACUUGUGUUGAGAGAAUGGCAAUUUUCUGAUGGAUCAAAUAGCUUUAACAACUCUGCGCAUCUUAGCCCUCAACAAUCUGUAUAUGGUUCACCAAGCUUUCAGUCAAGAACAGGCCGGAAACUCAAGAUAACUGUACUGGAAGGAAGGGAUUUACUGGCGAAAGAUAGAUCUGGGAAGAACGAUCCUUACGUAAAACUACAGUAUGGGAAGUCUCUUCACAGAACAAGGACAAUCUCUCAUGCUUUGAAUCUAGUGUGGAAUGAGAAGUUUGAAUUUGAUGAGAUAGGAGGUGGCGAGUACCUUAAGAUCAAGUGCUAUAGUGUGGACUAUUUUGGAGAUGACAACAUCGGAUGUGCACGAGUAAAUUUGGAAGGACUGGUGGAAGCUUCACCACGUGAUGUUUGGGUCCCCCUUGAACGAGUGAAUUCGGGAGAGCUGAGGCUUCUAAUAGAAGUUGUGAAAAGUGAUGAUGGUGAAGGAACAAAGAAUGGGAUGAUGGUAUCAGGGAAUGGUUGGAUCGAACUAGUUCUAAUCGAAGCAAAGGACCUUGUUGCUGCUGAUUUGAGGGGAACAAGUGAUCCUUACGUGAGGGUACAAUAUGGAAACAUCAAGAAAAGAACUAAGGUUGUGCAUAAAACAUUGAAUCCCCAGUGGAAUCAAACUUUAGAAUUUCCCGACAACGGCAGUCCGUUAAUGUUGCACGUGAAGGAUCACAAUGCUGUGCUCCCUACAUCGAGUAUAGGUGAUUGCGUGGUAGAAUACGAUAGACUGCCUCCGAACCAGAUGGCCGACAAGUGGAUACCACUACAAGGAGUGAAGAAUGGUGAGAUCCACAUACAGAUAACAAGAAAAGCUCCCAAACUAGAGAAGAAAUCCAGUGUCGAUUCUGGCAUUUCUGCUUUCAGUAAAGCUCAUCAAAUUUCCAGCCAGUUCAAAGAAAUCAUAAUGAAGUUUCGUGGUUUAGUUGAAGAAGGCGACCUUGAAGGGCUGUCACUGGCCUUGAGUGAGAUUGAAGGUGUAGAAUACAUGCAUGGGGGUUACAUGGUGCAGCUAGAAAGGGAGAAGUCACUGCUCAUCGAGAAGAUUAAUGAGCUUGAUCACGAAAUCAAUGUGUCAACGGCAUCACCAUGAAAGAGAAUAGAAAGUUCUGGAGUACUUUCUUGUAUUUGUAUUCUUACCAAUUUCAGUUAUAAUUGAAUUAGGGUGUUGUAAUAUAGAUUGGCUGAUUGGAAGCCUUGUGAUGAGUAAAAAAGGAAAAUGAAUACAUGAUAGAAACUAUCAAGAGGUUAUAAAUGGGAAUGAGAUCUUUCCACUUAAAAUGUCUUUGUUCUUUGCUCCUGCUCUAUCAAGUGUACAAAUGGGAAACCAUAAAAUGUUAGAAUUCAUAUAUUCUUUUGAUAAAAAGAGAGUUUUGGCCCUCA